Messenger RNA from Plasmodium fragile, 1416 nucleotides. RefSeq lists its product as uncharacterized. Lineage: Eukaryota; Apicomplexa; Aconoidasida; Haemosporida; Plasmodiidae. The transcript has a single exon. The record is from RefSeq and is a predicted model, not a curated record. The coding region runs from base 1 to 1416 and encodes 471 amino acids. Gene Ontology annotation, molecular function: ATP binding; ATP hydrolysis activity.
AUGCAGAAGCUUAUAGUGAACAAGGGGUUCGACAACAGCGCGGAGCAGCCCAGUAUAGUAAACAGCGGAAACACAGAAAACGGAAACGGGUUCAUAGAAUCCAUUUUUAAAAACAUAACAAAAAAUGAAUACUUCAGUGCAGGCGUCGGAAUCAUCUCAGUAGGAGCAUUCGUCACUGUAGCAAACAGACUAAACAGCUACCUCUACCAUGCAGUGAAAAAAAAUAUGUUCACGUCAUUAGAAAUUACAAUCAAUGAUAAUGCAUAUUAUUGGGUUCUAGAAUACAUUGUAAAAAAAGGUAUAAUUAGUAGACACCACAGCUUAAAAACACACAUGCAAAGUGACAAAAAUAAAAAAACGGUAUCCUUCUCCUUCCUACCCAGCAUAGGAAAUCACCUACUCAUAUAUGAUAAUAAAUUUAUAUUUAUUGAACGCAGUAGGGAAAAGACUAUGACUUCAGAUGUCAACAGAUCAGUCCCAUUCGAGAAUAUAAAACUCAGUACAUUCAUAUGGUCCAAAAAUAUUUUUUCAAAAAUAUUAACAGAUGCAAAAAUAUAUAUAGAAAAAAAAGAAGAGGGAAAAACUUUACUGUAUAAAACGUUUGGCCAUGAAUGGAGACCCUUUGGAACUCCAAAGAAUAAAAGACCUGUAGACUCUGUGAUCCUUCCAGAGCACCUCAGUGAACAUAUAAUUAAUGACCUCGAUACCUUUCUCAAUUCGAGUAAAUGGUAUAUUGAAAAAGGGAUACCUUAUAGGAGGUGUUACCUACUCCAUGGACCCCCUGGCUGUGGAAAAAGCAGUCUUAUUGCUGCUCUCGCUGGCCACUUUGACUUUAAUAUCUGCACCAUUAAUGUUAAUGACGUGUACUUAACCGACGACAGAUUUAUCCACCUCCUUGCCACCGUACCUCCAAAGACCAUUCUCAUUCUGGAAGAUAUUGAUUUUGUCUUUUGUACUCCUAGUGAAGCAAAUGCAAAAGUCGACUCCUCCUCCACAGCUUCAACCAUUUCCAAUUCCUUACUUGGCACUGGUAACAUAAAAACAUUAGGUGUCUCGUACAGUGGACUUCUAAACGCCCUGGAUGGUAUCGUCGCCACGGAAGAAAGGAUCAUUUUCAUGACCACGAACAAUAUAGAGAGGCUUCCAAGUACCCUGAUUAGACCAGGUAGGGUAGACCUAAAAAUAUUUAUACCAUAUGCAAACAGUUAUCAGUACAAAAAAAUGUUCUUACGCUUUUUUCCUAAUCAUGAAGAUCUGGCCCAGGAAUUCGCAACCAUAUUUGAGCGCUUCCACCUCAGCAUGGCUGAAAUACAAUCCUUCUUUCUGUUUGCAAAACACGACCCUCAUAAGACCAUUCAAAAUGCCAGGCACUGGGUGCAGACCUACGCACACAAGGGGGAGAACCAGCAGGGAUGA